AUGGCCAGAGAGAGAUAUCUAUACGCCAACAUGUCUGCAGUAAUCCACAAAGAGACCAGCGAACAUACGCACACAGUCAUUUUCCUCCACGGCAAGGACAGCAAUUCGCAAGACUUCGCAGACGAAUUCCUCGAAAGCGAGGCAUCUGAGCCUGCUGGUGGAUCACGCACCCUCCCAGACCUAUUCCCAGGCAUCAGAUGGGUCUUUCCUCAAGCACCAAUCCUUCAUUCGGAACACUUCAACAUGUGGCGAUGGUUCGAUAUAUGCGUCACGGCUCUGCUAGAUGUGAUCAAAGCUGAGGAAGUUCUUGUGCCUCGACGACAUAUAUACUUGGGAGGUAUCAGCCAGGGCUUUGCGACGGCGUUGGCUACCUUCUUUGCCAACGGGCAAGGUAUGGCUGGUCUGAUUGGGCUGUGUAGCUGGAUGCCUUUCGCCGACCAGGUCGAAGACCUUAAAGCACCCCAUGCUGAAGGUCGUAAAGCUUCUGAUGUUAGUGACGAGCAGCUGUUCUCUGCAGUCCAGGCGAUGUACUUCGGUCAACGAUCCCAAGGAGAAUCAUCAUCGCCAUUGCUCAGGUCUACUCCCAUUUUUCUUGGUCACGCAAAGGAUGACAACAUAGUUCCUAUCAAGAACGCCAGGCGAAUGCGGGAUGUUCUGGUGAACUCGUUAUCAAUGAACGUUGAGAUGGAAGAGUACAAGGAUGGGGGACACUGGGUGAACGAGCCUCAGGGUGUGGACGAUAUUGUGGAAUUUCUGAAGCAGACCAUGCGGAUAGUAGGCUGUCUGAGGGAAGUAUAG
This is a messenger RNA of Cyphellophora attinorum, 798 nucleotides long. RefSeq lists its product as uncharacterized. Gene Ontology annotation, cellular component: cytoplasm. The record is from RefSeq and is a predicted model, not a curated record. The coding region runs from base 1 to 798 and encodes 265 amino acids. The transcript is spliced from 2 exons. NCBI's taxonomy places the organism in Eukaryota, Fungi, Ascomycota, Eurotiomycetes, Chaetothyriales, Cyphellophoraceae. Gene Ontology annotation, molecular function: palmitoyl-(protein) hydrolase activity; carboxylic ester hydrolase activity. Gene Ontology annotation, biological process: protein depalmitoylation.